Molecule: messenger RNA, 5634 nt
Organism: Acanthamoeba castellanii str. Neff
Lineage: Eukaryota; Discosea; Longamoebia; Acanthamoebidae
Product: RasGEF domain containing protein
Exons: 25
Coding region: 1-5634 (1877 amino acids)
Biological process (GO): Ras protein signal transduction; positive regulation of GTPase activity
Cellular component (GO): plasma membrane
Molecular function (GO): guanyl-nucleotide exchange factor activity
Source: RefSeq, a predicted model, not a curated record
AUGGAGCAGCGACAGUGGACGCCGGCGAUAUCGGCGGAUGCGGCGAGCCCGCACAGAGCCAAUCGCAGCAUAUCGUCCUACCGUCAACGUCCCAUCGCCUGGGCGGACAUCGAGGCGGCUGCCGAGGCGGGGGGCUACGCCAUACGCACGCCCUCCAGGAGCUCUGCCCUCGCCACGAGCUCAUCGGGAUCUAACAAUUCCAUUGAUGAAGAUCUCACGAGCCAGAAGAAUGAAGGCGAAGCCCAAAACAAAUCUGAUCGCGAAGAGGAAGCAGAAGAAGAAAAGGAAACGAAAGGAAACGCUACCGAGGUCGAGGCGAGGGGCGAAGGGGGCGAAGACGCCUCCUCGUCUUCAAAAUCGAUCGAGCCCCUCACCCUCGAUUCUCUCUCCAUCGCGGCGACAGAUGAAGAGGGGGCUCCAUCCAAUGGAUCAUCCAUCAAGGUGAAGAAGAACAGCAGGAGGGAGAAGAAGCCGAGCAAGAAGGACAAGAAGAAGGCGCGGCCGGGUCCGUUCUCGCCACCCGCCAGCCCAUCCUCAUCAUCCGACCUCGUGCCCACCUCCUCAUCAUCAGGCAAGAAGGACAAGAAGUCGAAGGAGAAGAGGGACAGAGAAAGAGAAAAGGAGAAGCAGGAGAAGGAGCGAAAGGAGCUGAUGGUGCGGGUGAGCGUGCCGGAGCGGCGCAUGGUGCGGAUGGUGGUGUUCCCGGUCGACACCACCGUGCAGGGCGCGCUCGAGCAGCUCUUCAUGCGCAACCCGCUGGCCGACGACCCUGGCCUGUACGGCCUGGCGCUCGCCGUCGACCCCUCCUUCGGCAACCCGUUCGCCUCCACAUACGCUUCGUCGUCGGCGUCGUCGUCCGUCUACCUCUCCACCUCGCCGCUGACCGACGCCUCGCUCGCGUCAGCUGCUGCGCCCUACACGCCGCCCGCGCGCUGGCUCGACAGUCAGCAGCUCCUCUCCUCCUACACCAUACGCCCUGACCAAGUGGUCGAGUUGAAGAAGAAGCCACCGCCGCUGGUGGUGACGAUGGAGGACCGCACCAAGCGAUCCAUCCUGGUCGAUCCCACCGCGCUCGGCGGUGACCUGGCCGAGGUGAUCGUGGAGGGCACCACCGAAGAUCACAACAAGCGGGUGCAGGAACUGUUCGAUUUCGACCUCUACUGCGUGGUCAGAGGCUCCGCAGGAGCAGGGAAGGGCCUCGGGGCUCCGCUCUCCUCGUCUCCGCUGUCGCCCAGCAUGUCGGACAGCUUCUGGAUCGACAGGCAAGCAGCCCUGCAAUGGCCCAGCAGCGCACCUGAUCGCUAUCUGCUGCAGUGGAAGAAGCGACCUCACAUCAUCAAGGUUCAGCCGCACUCCAAGACCGCACAGGCGGGCGUCGCCGCCAAGUUCACCCUCAAAUACUAUUACGAUACCACAGUCAAGUAUUUGGGUGCCGAGGAGAACCCCGAGGAGUAUUCGCUCCAGGAGACCACAGCUCAGAGCCUGCGCCGUCGACGGCGCAGAGACCCGUCUGACUCGUCGUCGUUUGGCAGCGGUGACACCAUUGCAGGCGGUGAGGGUGGUGGCCACCGGGCCGAUGCCUCGUCCGGCCUCAUGUCGUCGAGCAGCGGGGUCGUCACGGGUCUGGGCUCCAGCUCAUCGACCGUGAAGGAGAAGAUCCAACUCUUCAACAGUGGCGCCGGGCCGACGCCGACGACAGCAGCGACGGCGACGGCCACCAGCGGCUCAUCGCCCAGUUCUGCGACAGCGGCGCUGUCGGGCAGCUCGGGCAACGUGACCCUGGGCCGCUUGGGGUCGACCUAUGCGCGGACGAGCAGUACCAUGGCCCUCCCGACCAGCCGGAGCCACGGCAGCCUCCCGACUGCACCCGACGCCGAAUCCGAAGACGGCUUCUGGCUCGACGGCGACGACACCCUCUCCCAAUACGACCUGGCGCCCACCGAUACGCUGCACCUGCGGAUCAAUCCGCACAAGGUGGUGCAGGAGCCGGAGAAUCACGUCAACGUCUCGUUUGCCGAGGCGCCCGACGUGUUCCCCGUACUCGCGGCCCUGUUCCAACGCGAGGAGGCGCGCCGAGUCGCCGCCGGCGAGGACCAGCAGCAGGUCCACGGCGAAAGCGCGGCGGCGACGGCGCGAUCUCACUUCGUGCGACAGUUUCAGAUCGACUUCAGCACCACCGUGGAGGACCUCACCGCCGCCAUCAUUCAUUUUCUACGCGACAAUGCAGGGGAGCGGGCAGAGGUGUCGCUGGAGGGCUACGGGCUCUUUCUGCUGCGGGCAGAUGCGCUGGAGAAGGACCAGGCCACGCUCCUCGAGCCAUCUUCGCUCAUCCUCCCGCUGGGCCUCUCACUCGAGGUGACUGCCAACAUCGGACCCGACGAUCUGGUCCUGGAAGUUAAGCAGCGACUGGACCUCGGUCUUGCCCUUCCGGCCUCCCAGACCCAGGGCUGGUUCUUGUAUCUGUGCGAUCCCUACAACGGACAGCGCACGCAGCUCCAGGACGGUUUGGCCGCUUUGUCGUCGGUGAUCGAGUACGGACCGCGAAGGGAAGUGAAGGCCGGUGCGUCGACAGAUUCGGCGGCGCGGCUCACUGCUUCGCGCGGCCGAGGGAAGGCCGCCACGCAACACAUUCGCGUGCGCCUGGCCACGCGCGCGGGCGACGAUGACCCAAGCGGCUCCUCCGUAGCAGGCGAUGGUUGGCGCGUUCCGUUCCACCCACUGAGCUCGACCGUUGACAACCUCAUGGAGGACGUGGCCCAGCUGGGGAGCGAUCCGUCGCUGUACAGCGGCUGGCGCAAUUUUGUGGGUGCGGCCAGUGAGGGCGAGGAGAGCGAAGCGGGUGCGGGUGCGCGGGGUCUCUACAUGGAGGCCAAGGACGAGGAGGGCGGCGUCUGGCUGCUCGAUCCGUUGGCCCUCGUCGCCAGCUACGGCGUCGAAGACGAGGACGUGCUGGUGUUGAAGCCGAUCGGAGGUGUGGCUGGUCGGGAAUCCGCCCUGCCCAACACCGUCAUCAUCCGAGUCAACAUACCGGAUCGGCAUGAGGUGGUGAACUUGGAGGCACGACGGCUCCCCGAACGCAAGACGUUCACCUUUGCCUACUCGGCGUCGACCCUGGUCGAGGAGGCCCUCUCCUUCGCAUUUCAACACCUUCGGCACGAGCAUGCCAAAGAAGCCCCGGAGCCCCUCGCUGGUGCCACUGGCAGCGGCGCGGUGGCCGGACUCAACAAGCCCCGUCCUUCGCUCGAAGUGUCGGGCGCGGAACAGUAUCAGCGGGUCGAGGAGCAGGCCCGGUGGUGGGAGCAGCAAUGGCUCGCGCUCGAGACCGGCGACGACUCAGCGCUCGGCCGGCGCUUCGGCCUCUUCGCCGGCGGCGCGGGCGGUUCGUUCGUCAACAUGGCCUCGCCUGCCGGCACGGCCUCGCUCUCGGCUACCCUCACCCGCCCUCACUUCGGCGGCAACACCGCCACCUGGCUCUCGCCUCUCCGCACCCUCGCCUCCUACGACCUCACUCACCGAAGCGUGAUCGAAUUUCAAAUCCGACCAAUCCGGAUUCGGGUGAGCUAUAAGAACGGGCAGUGCCUCAGCGUGGACGUCGAACCCCGGUGUCCCGUCGGCGAGCUCCUUCUCCACUGUAUUCUAAACAAGCCGGCACACAUCAAGGCCUACACCAAAUCACAAAACCUGUCCCUGUGGCACUCCUCGCCCGAUCAGCCGCACGGGCUGUGGCUCAUGGCCGGCUGCCCUAUGUCCUGCUACCUCGGCCUGGCCGAAAAGUCGACGCUCAAGCUGUCGCUGCGGGUUCACAAGGAGCCCUGCACGUUCGAGCUGGUCGACGGCAACACGCUGGUCCACUGCGUCGACUACUCGCAGCCCCUCAAGGACAUCCUCAUGGCCUUCAGCCAGAAGAAGAACAUGCACGUCCUCUUCAAAUUCAACCAACGCAACCUGGCCACACUCUGCGUGUUCGCCAGAGCCACAAAGCGAAGGAUGGACCUGGCCAAGUCGUUGCGGGAGAACGGCUUCUUGGGAGGGGACGCGUCGCUGGUGCUCGUGAACAAGCUCGUGCGCGUGAUGUCGUCCUCCGCCUCCAUCGGCGGGAUCCAGAGCCCCGCCGUCGGCCGUAAGGGAGAGCCCAAGCGAUCAGCGGUUGAAAUCGGCCGACGCGACGCGGUCCAAAAGCAGGGGCUGAAGGCUUCCGAGGAACUGCAGCAGUUCCUGGAGCUGGCGGAGAAGGAGGACCUGCAGCGCGACGACAACAAUGCGGCGAGCGAGGUCGACGAGGGCUGGAUCGCUGCGGCCGAGCGGGCCGGCCUGGGCACCAACAUAUGGAAGGAGCCCGCCGACUCGCCCGACAACCUCGUGCUCGACCCCAAGACGGGCAAGGUCUCCGCCGCCACGCUCAACAAGCUGGUGAUGCGGAUGACGGCCACCACCAGCUCCGAGGACUACGACCCCAAGUUCAUGCAGGCCUUUCUCAUCACCUACCAGUCCUUCACCACUCCCGUCGUGCUCCUCAACAAGCUGCUCGAACGGUAUCAUGUGCCGACGUCGACGUGCGAACCGGGGAUGAGCGAGGCCGAGUGGCGGGAGAAGGUGGUGUUCCCGAUCCAGUUCCGAGUGGUCAACAUCCUCAACCAGUGGCUCGACACGUGCUUCGACGACUUCGACGCCUUCCUGGUGACCAAGCUCAACAAGUUCAUCCAGCUCUCCCUGCCCGCCGAUGGCCACUCCCCGCUGGCCAAGAAGCUCGCCAAGACCCUCAUCAAGAAGGCACCUCACCCAUCGCUUCCGCUUUCGCUUUCAUUCUUCACGUCGGCCGAUCCGAAGAAGCUGGAGCGAAUAUUCGCGCAGGCGCCGCCCACCCCGAAGGUUCCACGCAAUCUGUACUCGCCCAACCUCAACUUCUUCGACAUCGACGACGAGGAGAUCGCCCGACAGAUCACCCUCAUCGAAUACUCCAUGUUUGCCCAGAUCAAGCACAAGGAGCUGCUGCAGCAGGCGUGGAACAAUCCCAAGCUGCAGCACCUGUCGCCCAACGUGCUGGCGUUCGUGGGGCGCUUCAACGUGGUCUCCGGCUGGGUGUCGUCCAUGAUCGUCAAGGUCGAGCUGCUCCGGAACCGCGUCCGCAUGAUGACCAAGAUCGUCAACAUCGCCAAGUGCUUGUAUGCGUUGAACAACUUCAGCAGCCUGAUGGCGUUCAUUGCCGGGUGGAACACGUCGUCGGUCAUUCGGCUCAAGUGGACCAUGAAGGACCUGCCCAAAAAGACCAUCGAGCUGCGAGACAUGCUGGAGGGCGUCAUGUCGUGCGACUUCUCGUGGCGCGCCUACCGGACGGCCAUCCACGAGGCCAAGCCGCCCUGCCUGCCCUACAUCGGCGUCUACCUCCAGGAUCUCAUCUUCAUUGAGGAGGGCAACCCUGACAACCUGGGCGAUCUGAUCAACUUCUCGAAGCGGGAGCUGGUGGCGAGCGCCAUCCGCGAGCUGCAGCAGUACCAGCAGCAGGCCUACAACCUGCUCGAGGUGCCCCGCAUAUCCGCCCUGUUCGUCAACCUGCCCACCAAGAGCGACGACGAGCUCUACAACCUGUCACUCAAGCGCGAGCCCCGCGGCGCCGAUCGGUCCGCCAUCGCCUAG